Leishmania braziliensis MHOM/BR/75/M2904 is the source of this 1260-nucleotide messenger RNA. RefSeq lists its product as hypothetical. The transcript has a single exon. The record is from RefSeq and is a predicted model, not a curated record. NCBI's taxonomy places the organism in Eukaryota, Euglenozoa, Kinetoplastea, Trypanosomatida, Trypanosomatidae. The coding region runs from base 1 to 1260 and encodes 419 amino acids.
AUGUCCCAACUGCCAGCAUUGGUCAGCACAGAGGCCACAAGGAAAAGGGAACUUGGCACGGCGCAUACACCUCCGUUAAAAUUGCUGAGUGGAAAGUCCACCGCUCACCGCUCCUCGCUGCUCCCACAGCUCUCGGUCACGACUGCCUCCUCUCUGCGUCCUGCGCGAGUGAAGUCUACCAUGGCCGCUGGUGUCGCCGCACCCACCACGGUAUCUGCAGAGUCGCCAGUGUGUCGAUCGACCGACCCUGCUGCACCACUCCCGCUUCUCAGUCAACUGCUCCGCAUUUCGGUGCCUGCUGCAUCGUCAACGCUGGUACAGACACCGGAGGAGGUGACUGUGAAGGAGGCGGUGGAGGCGCUAGGAGAGUUGGACGCCGUAGAGGUCUUAUUUGUUCAUCUCAACCAUAUGGCACACUCAAAUUACUCAAGUGAUGAUGGCGCUUUUGCAGAUGCCAUUGCCGUGGUUGAAGGGCAUGCGGCCGCCGUCAUGGACGAGAUAGGAGAAAGUGACGCACGAGCGAUUCCGCCUGCCAGAGCGGACUGCCAUGCUGCAGCCACCACUCCAACGGCGGCACACCAGCGUCGAAGUUGGGCGGAUAGCCCAAAUGCAGUACUUGUUUCCAGACGCAGCUACCUCCCAUGUCUGGUGCUCUGCGUUCAGUGCCAUAGAGGCGUGCUCGCGCUGCACAUUGUCAAUCUACGCUUUGAGGGAGCCAGCGGCAAGUCACACUGCACCCUCCGCGCUGCUACGCUAGAUCGCGAAGGCCAACAGAAAAAGGACAGCGGCGGAGAGACGCAGCGGCGGCAGAGACGCACCACCGUGAAGCCUCAGCGCCUGCAACCGUCUUAUCGAAACGAGCGAGCAUCAACAACCGCAGUUGGUGGCGUCCCCUCAGGCUUACCACCUUCGCCCAGCAACGAUGAAGGCGUCGUAGAGGCUACUGGUGUCGGGGAGCUGGCAUCCGUCUCGAGCGAUUUGGUGGAAACAGUGCCUUCGUUGUUUCCAGUCGCUCGCGCUGACGCGACAGGUCAUCGAGCAAGUGCUGCAUCCCCCAAGCACAGCCAGCGACCCUGGAAGGGCAAGUCAGGCCUGCGGCAACGCAGCAGUACGAUGAAGGCCGCUCAUCACUCCGUCACCAGGAGCAGCGCAACUGCCGUCUCCUUUGACCCGUUCCGUCCCGAGGAAACGACACCGUUCAACGCACAGUACCGCCCCAUCACGUACAACGCCGCAAUCGUCCUUCAGUCGCCGCUUUGA